AUGUCAGAAAUCAAAAUGGCCAACGCAUCGAACAAUUCUACCGAACAAUGUAACCCACCGUACAGUGAGAGUGAGCAAGCUGUUAUUGCAAUGUACAGUAUUAUCCUAGUGAUUGGAUUGCCAGCAAACAUCUUAACAGCAGUACUGACAUUGAUACAAAUACGUAGAAAAAACGUAUUGGCAGUUUAUCUCUUCAGUCUUUCGAUAAGUGAACUGAUGUACUUGGGGACACUACCUCUCUGGAUCCUCUAUGUAAAGAAUGGACACAACUGGAUAUGGGGUCCAAUGGCUUGCAAAAUUACAGGGUAUAUCUUUUUUAACAACAUAUACAUCAGUAUCUUCCUGCUAUGUUGCAUAUCAAUUGACCGUUUUAUAGCAGUGGAAUUCUCCCUGGAAUCCAGAGGAAUUAGACGUCAAAGAGUUGCUAUUUUGGUCACUUGUAUUCUAUGUGUGUUGGUAGGUUUGACGCACUCUCCAACAUUCAUAUUUAAUGACGGAGAAAAAGAUGGCGAUCCCUGCUUUGAAAAGCUUCCGAUGGACCCACUGAUCGCUCGGUUUUAUUUUGCCAGAUUUGUAAUUGGUUUUCUGAUUCCUUUAUUAAUCCUGAUAUUUACCAACUACACCAUAAAAAGGCGAAUUGAAACAAGCAGUAGCUUCACAGACCAUCAGAAGACAAAAGUGAAGUGGCUAGCGAGGACCAUAAUAAUUAUAUUUAUGAUUUGUUUCGCCCCGUAUCACCUGGUGCUGCUUCUCAGGGCAAUAAUGUUUUCUUUGGAUAACGCCAAUUCCUGCAGCUUUGAAGAAGCGAUUUAUACCACUUAUUCUGCUUUUCUUUGCUUGGUCACAAUGAAUAGUGUGGCCGACCCCUUUAUCUAUGUAUUAGUCAGUGAAAAUGUGAGGAAAGACAUAUACAAAGCUCUACGAGGAUGGAGGAGUCAGGUUUUCGUUAAUAUCAAAAGUGACAACAGCACGCAACACAACAUUCAGAAUUCUACAGAACAACAGGCUGAAAAACAGACAUCCACACAACUUAUGGAUUUUCCAUAA
Pelobates cultripes (western spadefoot toad) is the source of this 1047-nucleotide messenger RNA. The record is from the annotation of a GenBank genome assembly. Lineage: Eukaryota; Metazoa; Chordata; Amphibia; Anura; Pelobatidae.